AUGAAGAGGUGUAGUUUGGGUCGGCAGAAGAUUGCCAUUGAGAAAAUAUCAAAGAAAUCUCAUUUACAAGUUACCUUUUCCAAGCGUCGUGCCGGACUUUUCAAGAAGGCUAGUGAGCUUUGCACUCUUUGUGGUGUUGAGAUUGCGAUAAUAGUUUUUUCUCCUGCUGGCAAGGCAUUUUCAUUCGGCCAUCCUGAGGUUGGGUCCGUCCUGAAGAGAUUUCUUGCCCGGAAUCCCCUUGGUUCCAUUUCAUGCCAGUUCAUCCAAGCUGACAGAAACGCCAAUGUUCGUGAGUUAAAUGUGCAACUGAUUCAUGCCCUUAAUCAAUUGGAAGCUGAGAAAAAGAGAGGAGAAGCACUUAAUCGGAUGAGGAAAUCCAGCCAAAGUAUGUGCUGGUGGGAAGCUCCUGUUGAUGAACUUGGGUUGCAAGAACUGGAACAGCUUAGGUAUGCAUUGGAGGAUCUAAAGAAGAAUGUCGCAAAAGAAAUCGACAGGGUUUUGGGUACUACUACUAGUUUGCCAUUUUUAGCAGGAAACAGUUUCAGAUUAUGA
Molecule: messenger RNA, 552 nt
Organism: Ricinus communis (castor bean)
Lineage: Eukaryota; Viridiplantae; Streptophyta; Magnoliopsida; Malpighiales; Euphorbiaceae
Product: agamous-like MADS-box protein AGL61
Exons: 1
Coding region: 1-552 (183 amino acids)
Biological process (GO): positive regulation of transcription by RNA polymerase II
Molecular function (GO): DNA-binding transcription factor activity, RNA polymerase II-specific; protein dimerization activity; RNA polymerase II cis-regulatory region sequence-specific DNA binding
Source: RefSeq, a predicted model, not a curated record